This is a messenger RNA of Peronospora matthiolae, 1956 nucleotides long. Lineage: Eukaryota; Oomycota; Peronosporomycetes; Peronosporales; Peronosporaceae. The record is from the annotation of a GenBank genome assembly.
AUGCGCGUGUUUGGAUGUCGGGCGUUUAUCCUGACACCAAGGGAGAAGCGAUUGAAGUGGGACCCGAAGGCUCGUGAAGGGAUGUUCAUGGGCUACGAAGAAGCGUCAAAAGCUUAUCGAGUGUACGACAUUGAGGCGGACCAAGUGGUGAUCAGUCGUGACAUCACCUUCGACGAAUCGACUUUUGAUUUUUCGAUGGACCGACCAAGUGACGAUGAUGAAGAUGCGGAGUUGGAUUUCGACCUCCUGGCGAUCAACGAGGACGACGUGCGUCAAACUGUCUACAAGCAGACUGGCAAGCGCAAGAGUGAAGCAAGACCCGGCAUGUCACGUUCAGCUCGCCCUCGAACUGGAUUGGAACAAGCAAGUGCACCGGCACACGUCUCCAACCGUCACCAGAAACGACGAUCAAGUGCUCCAGAAACGAUGUCUGAUGACGAAGAAGAUGCAAGCGUCUACGAUCAAGAUGACGACUUGACGCCUCCAACAUUUUGGCGUGCAAGUGCAAACGCAGUGGAAGCAACGGACCUAGCAGAAUCUGUGACUUUUCAAGACGCGAUCAAUGGUCCUGAUCAAGCUCACUGGCGAAAUGCUGUGAAGGCGGAACUCAAGUCGAUGCAUCUUCGUGGAGUUUUCCGUGCGGCAAAACUACCAAGAGGCCAAGGCGCGAUCGGCACCAAGUGGGUGUUCAAGAUCAAGCGCAAAGCGGAUGGAUCGGUCGAGAAAUACAAGGCGCGUCUCGUUGCCAAGGGCUUCAAGCAGAAGUACGGCAUCGACUACACAGAGACGUUCUCGCCCGUGGUCAAGUACGUGACACUGCGUAUGGUGAUCGCGAUCACCAAGUAUUUCGACUGGCCACUGUACCAACUCGAUGUGGUGACAGCCUUUCUCUACGGAGUGAUGAAGGAGAAGGUGUACUGCGUGGUACCAGAAGGCGUCGAGAUGGAUGGCGACUUCGACUGUCUCGAGUUGGUGAAGGCGAUCUACGGUCUCAAGCAAGCUUCACGUGUGUGGAACGAGACUUUCGAUGAGUUCGUAUGCUCUAUCGGUUUCGAAGCGUCGGCGUUCGACCCAUGUCUCUACAUCAAGGUUGUCGAUGGUCACUGUGUGCUCGUGCUGGUCUACGUGGAUGACGUGUUGGUCACCGGCAGCUCGCUCGAGUUGAUUGCGCAGACGAAGGCCGACCUCAAGACGCGUUUCGAGAUGACCGACAGUGGCAAGUGUACUUUUGUACUGGGCAUCGAACUGGUGGACGAAUCGGAUGGCAGCGUGACGAUGUGCCAGCGACGGUAUGUCAACGACAUCCUCAAGCGCUUCGGCAUGGAUGAGUGCAAGGCCACAUCAAGUCCGGUCGACUUGAGCACUCGGCUUGUCGCAAGCACCGAAGCGGCCAAGAUCGACGUUCCGUUUCGUGAAGCUGUGGGAGCUUUGAUGCACUUGACGACUGCGACGCGCCCGGACAUUGCGUAUGCUGUGGGGUACGUCUCGCGCUUCAUGGAGAAUCCGCAGCAAGAACAUUGGACGGCGGUGAAGCGCAUCUUUCGUUACUUGCAAGGGACCAAGUCGCACGGACUCCGAUUCCAGCCAAGCGAUAAGAUCGACUUUCGUGGCUACUCGGACGCGGACUGGGCCGGCGACCACGCUGAUCGCAAGUCGACUUCGGGUUACACUUUCAUGCUGAUGGGUGCUCCUGUGAGUUGGGGAAGCAAGAAGCAGUCAAGCGUGUCACUGUCGACAAGUGAAGCGGAAUACAUCGCGCUAAGUCUGGCCAUCCAGGAAGGCAAGUGGGUGCAUCGCCUGCUAUGCGAGAUUUUGGCGGCCGCAAACGAACCAGGACCAGACCUCGAUAUCCGUGAAGACAAUCAGUCGUGCAUCAAGAUGACAAAUAAUCCUGUCAACCAUGGCCGUGCCAAGCACGUCGACAUCAAGUACCAUCACAUCCGUGAUGAGGUCUAG